AUGCGGCCCCGUCGCCUACCCCGUGGCCCCGGCGCCGCCCUUUCUCGGCCUCGACGCCGCCCUUCCCGACCCGGCCCAGCCUCUGCUGGCCCCAUCGCCUCCCUUGCGGCCCCGGCGCCGCCCUUUCCCGGCCCCGACACCUCCCUUCCCGGCCCCGGGCCAGCCCUUGCUGGCCCCGUCACCUACCUGCGGCCCCGGCGCUGCCCUUCCCGAGCCGCCUGUGACGCCGAGCUGCCGAGCCGCAUCAUGGCUACCCCUAGUGUCCUCGCUUUUGACGCUGAGGGUCGGGCUAUUGACUUUGACGUCUGGCUAGAUGAUCUGCAGCUUUUCCUACAGUGCAAUAGGGCGGACGGUCUCUCUCUCUUUGACCUCACCUCGGGUGCCUCUCCUGCCCGUGCUGCUGAUGCUGACGCCACUGUUCGCUCACAGUGGGCCACGCGCGAUGCUGCUGCACGUCUUGCUGUGCGUCGCCACCUGCCUACCUCCGAGCGUGCGCACUUUAGCCAGUACAAGAGUGCUCAGACCUUGUACGACGCUGUAGUUGCACGCUACUCCUCCCCUGCCACUGCUGCACUGAGCCGCCUCAUACUACCGUACCUCUUCCCUGACCUUGCUGCGUUUCCCACAGUCGCUGACCUCAUUACGCACCUCCGCACUAGUGACACUCGCUACCGCGCUACGCUUCCUGCUAAGUUCUGCGCCGAGAACCCCCCCCCCCCCCCCAUGUACAUCACUCUCUACUACAUAGUCACCCGCCUCCCUGACUCCCUUCGCGUAGUCAGGGACCACUUCCUCUCAAUUUGCCCCACCACUCUCACCGUUGACCUCCUCGAGAAGGCCCUCCUAGCAGCGGAGAAGAGCAUAGUCGCUGUAGGAGCCUCUCGUGGUGACCCUCGCACCCCCAUCUUUGAGGGGUGUUCCCCCUCCCCCCUUUUGCCCUCUGUUGCCUCUACUGCGGCGGCCGACCUCGUUGGGCUUGAGUCGGUCGGUGCGGCGUCUCCCGCUAGGGGAGAUGCCGCCCUGGCAAGGGCAAGGGGGGCAGGGGCGCUGGAGGAGCGGGCGGGGGCGGUGGAGGCGGCGGUGGAGGCGGCGGAGGGAGUGGGGGUGGCGGUGGGGGUGGUGGCGGGGGUGGAGGUGUCGGUGGCAGCUGUGGAGGCGGAGGCGGCGGCGGUGGCGGUGGGAGCGGAGGUGGUGGCGGCAGUGGCGGCGGUGGAGGAGGCGGUGGCGGAGGCGGUGGAGCUGGUCGGGGUGGCGCUGCGCAGAGGGUCGGCUCCGGUGGUGGUCAGCGCCAGCAGCAACAGCAGCAGCAGCGCACUCGUGACAUCCCCCCCCCCUCAGCAGCUCUGUGAGUGGUACGCUGCACGUUGUCAGAAUAAUAUAUAA
Molecule: messenger RNA, 1383 nt
Organism: Closterium sp. NIES-65
Lineage: Eukaryota; Viridiplantae; Streptophyta; Zygnematophyceae; Desmidiales; Closteriaceae
Source: the annotation of a GenBank genome assembly